Molecule: messenger RNA, 1035 nt
Organism: Bacidia gigantensis
Lineage: Eukaryota; Fungi; Ascomycota; Lecanoromycetes; Lecanorales; Ramalinaceae
Exons: 6
Coding region: 1-1035 (344 amino acids)
Source: RefSeq, a predicted model, not a curated record
AUGAAGUAUCUAACGAUUGAUCCAACCAAAGCGCAGCAUCCCACUAGAGAUCAUACUGCUCAGCUCCCCACCUCGCUUCCCGCAGAGGCGAAAACACUGCACCAUCCCACCAAACCCGGCAGCGAAAAUGCAUCAUUGUACUUCGUGGGCACAGCCACAACCAUUUUGUACCUCAAAUCCCACCAACAUCUCAAGGUCCUGCUAAUCGAGCAUAGAGAAUGGGAGGGCAUCCGCAUAAUGACCGAUCCGGUAACGGGCACACGCGUCACGAACCCAGCCUUCGACCUGCACGAACUCCCCCGUAUCGAUCUCGUGCUUCUCUCCCAUUAUCAUGCCGACCACUUCGACCAAGAAGUCGAAGCCUCCCUGCGCAGGGACUUACCCAUCAUCUCAACGCCGCACGCAAAGGCGCAUUUGGCGACGAAACCUGAUGGCGAGGCGUUCACGGCGGUGUACGAUAUUGGGUUUUUUGAGGAGAUGUUUGUGGAUGUCAAGAGUGCUGGUGAAACUGGUGGGAGAAAGCCAGGCAUCAAAGUGAUAGGCAUGCCAGGCAAGCACGUCCCGAGCGGUGGCUUUCUGGGGACGGCGAAUGAUAUUAUAAAAGCUGUUCGUAUCCUCAUCUAUAUUUCAGGCGACACCCUCCUCUGCCCCGAACUCCAGGAGAUCGCAGACCGCUACUCGCACCUCGGCAUCGAUCUCCUCCUACUCCAUCUUGGGGGAACUACGGUGCCGAGUCCGUCACUGCCUCUGCUGAUGAUUACGAUGGACGCGAAACAAGGCGUUGAAUUGAUUAGGUUGGUUAAGCCGGAUGUGGCUAUUCCGAUUCAUUAUGAUGAUUAUGAUGUGUUCCUAUCGCCAUUGUCGGAUUUUGAGAAAGCCGUGAAAGAGGCGGAAUUGGAGAAGAAAGUGGUGAUUCUGGAUAGGAAGGAUAAGGGAAGUAGAGAGAUCAAUGACCGAGUGCCGAUUAAUUGCAACGUCGGGAUUACUAUUCAUUUAAGAUUCAAGCAAGCACUCAUCACAAUACUUGAAUAUUGA